UUUACAAAAUAAAUUUUUUUCGUAGACAAGAAAAUAUAAAGCAUAAUGGCUGAUGAAAAUACAUCAGAUGCAGUUACAAGUAUCCCUCAGAACGAGGAUAUCAAAAAUUCAAACCAUAUAACAACAGAAGCGAUUCAACAACUCUCUGAUGGCAUUGUACAGUUAUACAAACCUGAAAUUUCGGGUAUACAUGAAAAAGUAAGCGAAUUAUUACGAAACCAAAAUGUUUUACGUGACAGCACGCAGAAUGAACUUACACAACUUGAAGAAUGUGCCAUGCUGAAUGACAUUUUGGAAAAAUUUGAUAAGGUUAAAUUGUACAGCAAAAAACUUGUGACAAUGAAAAGAGAUAUGAACAAUUUGAUGGAACGUGCAGAGAGGGCAAGAAUGAAAGCACAGAAACUUCAACAACAAAAAGAGAAAGAGGAACUUGAAACUGCUAAAGAAAAAGAGAGGCAGAGAAAAUAUGAAAAAGAACUAACUGCAAAACCUGCAGCUGAAUAUGCUAAGGAUUCUACGCAAUGAAAGUAUACAUGCUAUGCUUUAAAUUAUACUACAAAAUUUCAGCUGUAUCUAGAGUUAAAAGUGCAUGUCUUCGUGUUUUUUUUUGUUGGUUCCUUGAUUUUAAAAUCUAAGAAUGUUUAAAUUAUAAUUUACUUUCAGGAAAAAAAAUUGAGAAUAUUUAAGACUGAAAGCCAUGUCAUUGGAUUUUAUGACCUUGUUUUCGUUCUCAUAGAUACUAUAGAAUAUCACAAAAUUAUCUACUUUAAAUUUUGUUUUCACAAAUGCUUUUAAACAAUGACAAAAUUGAGUUGAUAAAUGAUCUGAGUUUAAUUAUUUAGAAAAAGGAACAUGCAUACUUUUUGGUUAUCACGUUUUUACAAUGUAUUACGUACCGUUUUUUUUAAUUGAAGUGAAGUAGAAAAAUUUUUUUUCGUAAAUUUCUUAUUAGUAAAAAUAAUUGUCUAUUUUUUUUCUAUUACAUUCAGAUGCAUGCUUUUUUAUAUAAGAAUAGUGAUUUUUCGUUUCAUCAGGAAUAUCAUCAGUUAAGAUUGACAGAUCUGAGAUUGCAAACUAGUGGUGCUGUUGUCUAAGCUGUUUAAUUCAACUGUCAGGCAAGCAGCUAGAUUGUAGGAGGAAAAAAUACUCUAAAUGAAACUUUUGUUUUUGCUUAUAUUCCAUUUAGGAUGCCAGCACAUUUUCAGAUGAGUGUAUUCUUUGGAUAUUCUUAAAGCGUUUCUUAUUUUCUUCUUGAAUAUUCCUAUAAAGUAUAUUCUUUUAAAAAAGCGUGUAAUGUAAAGAACAGCAAUACCUUGACUGGCAAUUAUUUAUUUAUAUUAUAUAUUAUUUAUGUAAAUUUCGUGGGACUGACAGUUGGAGGGGGUCAACAAUAGAUAUGGGAGGAGGGGAGUCAUUCAAAUUGUUUUAUCUGACCUCCUUUGAACACAAUGCUUCUUCAUAAGAAAGUUGAAUUAUUUCUUGUGUUA
Molecule: messenger RNA, 1487 nt
Organism: Hydractinia symbiolongicarpus
Lineage: Eukaryota; Metazoa; Cnidaria; Hydrozoa; Anthoathecata; Hydractiniidae
Product: biogenesis of lysosome-related organelles complex 1 subunit 6-like
Exons: 1
Coding region: 46-525 (159 amino acids)
Biological process (GO): intracellular transport
Cellular component (GO): extrinsic component of membrane; BLOC-1 complex; transport vesicle
Source: RefSeq, a predicted model, not a curated record